AUGUCUCCACCACCAUACCUUCUCCACGUCAACUCCCGGCCAACCCAGGUCUCGAACGACACCUGGGAGGAGUGGUACAAGGUCGAACACCUGCCCGACCUCUACAAUGCCAAAACCUGUGCCCGAGCGACUUUCUAUGAGGAGAUCGGGCACCCGUUGGCCCCCAAUCCAGACCAUCCCAGAAAGUAUCUGGCUCUAUAUCAGACUGAGAUCGAAGAGCUCCUGAACUCUGAUGGUUACAAGAAUGGUGUCCGCAGAUCGAGCGACAUGUUCGAGAAGGCCGGAGCCAACAGCGCGGUCAACCAGGAUAACGGUGACUUUGAUGCUCGGUAUUAUUCCCUGUGGCAGGAAUACGAUCCGAAAGGCACAGGCGAACGGCUUUCGCCGCACAUUCUAUGCGUGUACAUGAACCCCGCCGACGUGGACGACUUUGAGAAAUGGUAUCGCGAAGAGCAUCUCGGACUUCUGGCAAAACUGCCUGGCUACAGAAGAUCUCUGAGAUACAAGAUCGGAUCUCGAACGCCAUUGACAAAGGGCGAGACGCAGCCCUUCCUGGCCAUUCAUGAGGUGGACGACGUAUCGGCGUUCGGUAGCAAAGAGGCUGAGGAGGCUAACGCAACACCGUGGACCGUGAAGCACAUCAAGGAAUCGAAUCCUUUCAUUGCUCGUGCCUUCAAGCGGAUUAGCGAGCAGGGUUAUUGA
Saxophila tyrrhenica is the source of this 702-nucleotide messenger RNA. RefSeq lists its product as uncharacterized. The record is from RefSeq and is a predicted model, not a curated record. Bases 1 to 702 code for a protein of 233 amino acids. NCBI's taxonomy places the organism in Eukaryota, Fungi, Ascomycota, Dothideomycetes, Mycosphaerellales, Extremaceae. The transcript has 7 exons.